GUCUCAAAUCAAGCAGACGGAUGCGCUUGCGUAACCCUGAUCGACAGUAUAUUCAACGGCUCAUUGCGCAUGCUCGGCAACGCAUGGCAGCAUUACAAAAUCUCACGAUCUUCGAGGGAUCACCAGCGAACAACGCCAACAUUCCUCUCCCUAGCGCACCCGUUCCUCUGCGCGAACUGUUGGUCGUCGCACAGGGUGGCCGGCCAAGCGUCAACACUUUGCAUGAUUUCUAUAUUUUUUUCUUCACGAAUCUUUUUCGUCUUCUGCAGUGGGAAUCUUUCUCUCAAUCUUCACCACAUCUGCGCCGCGUCAUUUCAGCAUAUCGUGAUCACGACAAGAUGCAUAUUCUCUUGAAACGCCGUUUCUCUGCGUCUUUGGUGAGCGACUUAUAAAGCCCCACGGCUAGGGCCACUCGUCCCCUCAAUAUCACAUGUCGAAAAAAAUCUACUUUUGGUUAUCUAUUGUGAUCGUGGUAGCUCCGGCACGAUAGCUUCCGUCAGUCAAUGGCUCUUCGGAUCAUCUUGGACCACAUGCAAGACCCUAAAAUUCGGCUUGUUUCCGAUGACAUAGUUCAUAGCCUUUUUUUCUGGGCUCGGUUCCCUGCAUUAUCGCAGCGCAAGCCAUAUUGCUCGAAAUAUUCGACUCCAAUUCUCAAUGCCUGAAGAUUCACGGAUCUUCAGAUUUGCAAGUAUGACUGACUGAUCUAAUUUCGAAACUCACUUAUCGCAUUACCGGGGGUACUGUCAGGGUCGAUAUACCGAUAGUGCUCUCAUUUCACAAAGCAAUACUGCUUUCACCAUCAUGGUCACCUGUUGUCUUACAACAGCUUGUUAACCCACAUUCAGGACUUGCUUUGCGAAUCACGUCGCUGAACGUCUUGAAGCUGAAGCCAAGCGGCGGUAACUGUGCCGGCUUUCUUGAGGAUCUUUCAAUGUUUCACUUUAGUUCUGACAUGAAGGAAUAUCUCCGCCUGCUAAGGGACGGCUCGAUGCGGAUCGAAAUGUCAGCUGCUCAACUACCUCAGCUCAAUUGGUUGUGACACCUGUCAAUCGGCGAUCAAAGUCAGGCCUCAACACGGUCAGAUGCGAAAAUGAUGAAUUUAUUGCACGAUGCGCGGUAAUUGAUACUGUCGCGAAAGCAAACUGGGGUGCACAGACAGAGAGAUGUGCGUCACACAUCCAGUGAGUUAGAUGGUUGUACCAAGUGGUACAACUGCUGCUGCGGCUGCUUUUCCUCUUUAAAUUCCCGUCCGUCAGUCCCUGUCUUUCUCAGUUUGUCUUUCUUCGGUAGAUGUCGUAUGGUUACUUUUGGGUACUGCACUGUAAUCGAUUUCUAUCAAUAUGAACUUUUACAGCCUUGUUGCUUUUGCACUGUUUGUGACCUCGUCUCUGAGUCGAGCCACUGUUGAAGAAAUACAUCUUCAGUGGUCACUUUGUGAUCGUGAUGGAGAAGCCGUCCUCGAGAAACUAGGGGAAGAAGUUCGCCUACCCUACAAACGCAAUCCGAUCACCUAUUUCGACACUAUGCCCCCGACUCAUGCGCAACAAGGCGUCAUGUUCCGUACAAAGACGAACAAAGGAAAUCCGUUUUCCGUCAUCAAGGUGCGCUUCGAUGAGAAACCAGAGCGCAUUCCCCCUGGCGCCCAUUGCGUCUAUGAUCGAUACGGAGACAACGUCCCAUUCACUUGUGGUCAACGGUACCUCCUAAGCGACAAGACGACCCAAGAGAUCUGGAGCGAUGACCAAGUUCGCUUUGUAGAAAAGUACGACGAUAUUGACUGGGAUGGCCUUGUAUCCUACGGGCCUUUCCCAGAUGGCAAGUGGAAGUUGAGAAUACUGGGUCACAAAGCGAAGCUGGAUGAUGUUGUAGCUGGGGAGCUUCACCUUAUAGAGAUUGAACUGUCUACCCCGAAAGCCGGAUCUGAGAAGGUGUAUCAGGAGGUCACUGAAUAUCUGAGAGAACACGAUGUAUUGCUAUGCGACCCCCAGGCGUCGAAGACACUGCGCUUGUUUCGGCAUAUGGGAUACAUUGAUGACGAAGAUACUUGGAGCGAGGAACUUUAGCUACUUGUCAUACAUGUCAGUUCUCUCUCAGUCUAUCAAGUUACACUAUUGACAAUUUACCCGUCUUCC
This is a messenger RNA of Fusarium verticillioides 7600, 2132 nucleotides long. RefSeq lists its product as hypothetical. The transcript has 2 exons. NCBI's taxonomy places the organism in Eukaryota, Fungi, Ascomycota, Sordariomycetes, Hypocreales, Nectriaceae. The record is from RefSeq and is a predicted model, not a curated record. Bases 1341 to 2063 code for a protein of 240 amino acids.